GGGGGCUCUAGAUAUCUUUGCUCCGUCCCUGUCAGUUGCUCUCUAGUUUUGAUGCGCAUGCGCUCAACCCAAAACACGCCUCUUGCCUUUGGAGAAGGCCAUGUGGUCAGACUGUGGUUGGUAAAUACAUGCUAAAUGGUGACUUCCGCCUAGGACGGGCUUUUCGGGGAUAAACUCUUGACUUCUGUGAAGCCACUGGGGCCAAAAUGUCUGCGGACGUCGUGAACAUCCAGGCGCAGGUGGAGACGGUGCUGGGGGCUCUGGUCAAGGCGGCGUCGGUGGAGUUGAUCAAAUUGUUUGAGAGCAGAUAUCGAGCCGAGCCUGUGGCCGCGGGCCGCGCAGAGGAAGAGCAGCGACACGGAAGCUUGGAGUCGCUCUGCGCCGUGUGGAACGGGGACAGCAAGCGAAGCAUCGGCGUGCAAGUGGAGGAGGAUAUCAAGACAACGGUGGAGCUCGACUCUUCCCUUCUGCUUGGUGCGAGUUGCUUGUGGGAGACCAACAAUGUGGAAGUGCAGGGCGGUCUGGUUCCGUCCGAAGUCCUUCUGGCUGAAGACACUGACCCUCAUUGGGCACCUCAGGAGGAUCAGAUUAAAGCAGAUUCUGUGGAUACGUUGGAGCUGAGCGGCCUUGAGCUUGACUCUCUCACCGAUGAUGAUGCUCAUCUAAGGGAUGUUUUGCCUGUCUCUGCAGACGAAGGUUCUGGAACAUCGCAAUGUGGAUCUACCCAAAUAUCACCGGCUAAGCAGAAGCCUCUUCUGAUUCAACCAGAUACGAGACACGCCGCUUCUGGGGAGUCAGUGAAGUUUGUUUGUCCCUUAAUCCUUGCGCCAGACUCUUCGGCUCCUAAAGCUGAGAGUUCAGAGGAGCCCGUUCAAGCUGAGCCCCAGCAAGCCUGUGUCAGCACGGCCAAGGGGACCGCCUACAGCCCGUCGCCGUCCGACGGGGCCGUGACCCCGGCACAGGUCGGAGUGUGGGAGCGGAUCCACUCGCCGAAAGACUCCAAGAACCAUCUGCAGAUGAAGUUGAAGCUCACCUCUCCAGAUCAAAAGUUGCUUCUCCCCUGCGCGGUACAGCUGGUCAACAUGCUCACAAUACCAGAGGUGAAGACUGAGGGUGACGAUGCCGCGAAAACUCUCAGCGCCAACAACAAAUCUGGCAGGACUAUCCCCAAAGACCUGCGUCGGCACCAAGGUCCCCACACGGGCCAUCGCCUCUGCUGCUUCACGAGGUGCGACAACGACGUCUGGCGCCUCCAGAACAUCGUCACGCACUCCCGUGACGGAUACGUCUGCAGCAACUGCGGGAAGGCUUUCAAGCGCCGGAAGAUCCUCCGGCGGCACGAGCGUUUCCACACUGGGGAGAAGCCGUACGCGUGCUCAAAGUGCUCCAAGACGUUCGCGCUGAGGAAGAGCCUCCGUCGCCACCUGAGGUUCCACACGGGCGAGAGGCCGCACGCCUGCCCGCAGUGCGGCAAAAGCUUCCGGCUGCGGGACAACCUGAAGGCGCACCUGCGGUUUCACAGCGGAGAGAAGCCUUUCAGCUGCACCACCUGCGGGAAGACGUUCCGGAUCAUGAGGAAUAUGGAGAAACACAAACUGAGCCAGUGCGACUUCUUCGUGCCCUCGUUCAGGAAGAUCGCCGGCUUGUCGCUGUGAAGGCGACUGCGGUUACGCACCACUGUCUACCUCAGACUGCUAACACUGGACUGCUCAUGGAGACGGCCGUCCUCUAAAGCAGAAGAAAGGACACUUUACGCCAUUGGUCUCAAACUGCAUCCCUCGAGGGCUGGAGUCCUGCAACUGUUAGAUGCCUACACACUUGACUUCAAUGGUGAAAUGGCGUCACUAACAUUCAGUCCAGCUGAGCUCCGCUUAUGAGCUAACUUUGGAGCCAGGUGUGCUGAAUGCAAAGAGACACCUAAAAGUUGCAGGACACGGCCCUUGAACACUGGAGUGUGAGACCUCUGCUUUAAGCUGUAACUAAUCCAUAUCAGCUCCUGAUAUUUUGUUUCUACUGUAGCGACACCAUUACUGGUGUCCAGGGGUCAUUUUUGUCUGAACACAGCUGAAUGUGGUUUUCUACUUUUUACUCGUUUUUCCUCUUGGAUUUGUCCGGUCAUUGAGUUUCAGCUCUGGAGCGAGGAAGAGUUCAGAUCAGCUCUUAACGCCCAGCGAAUACGAUUGGAUCAGUGAAUGUUCCGUCCUUUGUUUAAAAUCCACGGAUGUGACGUGAACAUACUUUGGCUUUUUGAAACCGACUUAUUCCAAAAAGCUUUGUGUAACCUUUGACCCUUUCACGGAGUGUCUCAAACAUCUUGAGAGUGUGUCUGUGUGUUUUCUGAGAGGACUCUGAGCUGGACAGUGCGGUCGUGAUUGAGUCGAAGUGGUUGACUCUGGUAAUGAUUAGCUCUCUUGGCAGUUUGUUGCGACGGGAUUGGUCAGCCUCCCAAACGGUUUUAAGAGAAAAUGCACCGGGACGACCGUCACGAGACCUUUGAGUUGCAUCCUUUGUCGCCCAUUGCCAACACAGAGCAGCUCACAGGGUUUUGUGAAGAAUCUGUGGAGUGUUUCUACCCUUUAAGACAUAAGAUAUCUGACUCUAAUUUCACUAAUUUCUCUCUGUCCCCACUAAGUUCCACUCCAGGCCUUCUUUGGUUUCACAAUGCCACUUUUAUUGGUGCUUUCUCAGUCAUACCAGGCAGCUAAAGAGGUUCUGUUUGUGGGAAAGGUUCUGACUUGUUAUGAAUCUGAUGGCUUGUCUUUGUGUUUUCUGAAUGUAGAUUUCUUAAAGUUUGCUGACAUUCUCAUUUUUUGCCAAAUGGCCAUUCCUUUCUUAUAACUUACAACAUUUGCUUUCAGUUUUGUGUCGCAACACUUCAAGGCCUACUUUCAUUUGAUUUCCUUCAAAGAAAAAAUCUUUGCAUUUGUUUGUUGGUCCAAAUUUUACAUCCAACUGAAAACGGUCACUGUCUUUGGUCACAUGAUUAAAGACCUUCUUUGAUGAAGUUUCAGAUUAUUAUUAUUAUUUUUUUUUAACUUUUUUAAGCUUAUGGUUCCUCACAAUCGGAUAGGUGCAGCAGGUUGCUAUGCACUGUGCAGACUCACUUGCAGUUUUUAGACGGGUUGUUUUAGUUCCUGCUUUUGCUUUCUACAAACUGAACUGAUCCAUUUCGAGUUUUUUUUUUUUUUUUUUGCCAUAUGUGUGGUUUUUGUUCUCUACAACAAACUAAUUACCAUCCUAUGAAAGGGAAUAUCAUUGCUUUCCUUACUUUAUUUCUUUUUAUUAGCAUUAACUUCCUCAGCUCUAGUGUUAUUCCAGCUGCUGAUCACUUCGCCCUUGUAUAGUUUGUGUUUUUCUUUUUUGUUUUUUUGUGUGUCCUCGACCUUUUUCGGGUAUGAAAUGGAGCCAUCUGCCACAUGACUGUUUAUAUGGACCAUGGUGGUAACUGUGAUCAUUUUUGUUGACUUUUUCUUUUUUUUUUUUUUGCUUGUUUGUUUUUUAUUAACCGGUCAUAGUCUUUCAGAUUUUAUGAGUCAAGUGGCGGAAACAGAUCAGAACCAAAGUAAAUAGAAAUAAUGUCAAAUGCAAAGCUUUAAGAAAAUAGCAUAGUUCUAUUGUGUGUGACAGUUUAUUGUUUGUAUGAACACGUAUCUCAAUGAUCACAAAGAAAAACCUAUUGCUAGAUAAAGUCUUAAGUCCAUAGUUUAUUUAUGGGAAAGGGAGAAAACGGUGACAUGUGGAUAUGAAAGUGAAGUUAGUCUGUGAACAAAGUUAGUAAAUGUAAAGAUUUUUUAAAAACGCCUUAUUUCCCACUUUAGAUGUUUUGCGUAAACCAGGAAAUACUGAGGCAGGAAGUGGAAGCGCCUGUGGAAAUCAGUGUUGUCUGUUGUUGCACGAGGAACUCUGCCUGGAGAACACCAGCAAGGGUUUCUGGGUAACGGGACCAAGCAGUUUCUGAGAUGCUAAACUUUAUGUGUGUACUUGUGUAUUUUUUAUUUACUUUUUACUGAUUUUUUUUAACCUUACAUUUAUGUUUUUUUUUUUUUCUUAAAGAUUACUGAAUGUAUAUAGACGUAACCCCAAAAAACUUUUUGCCAGGCUGGUUAGUUUCUAAAGCCAGAGAUGAAGGACUGAACCAUCACCACUGCUUCAUUACGGUCAUUCAGACGUUGGUUGUCUUUUAAAGUUGCUCAAGGAUUCAGUCAAACCUGCAGGUUUAAGAAGUUAAAAUAUGGGAUUUGCAAUAUGAACUACUCCGGUGAAUGCUCAGGAAUUUUCUUCAGCUGACGCAUCAUUUAUCUCUCUGUGUACGGAGAACAAGAUGUUCUUCAAAACAUUUCAUUUAUGGAUUUAGUCAGGUCAGAAAAAAUUAGCAAUCUAGAGAACAUUCUAGGUUGUGUUGCCGUGAGAUUAUAACUUCAUGUCUGAAUGGCCUUGAUGAGUUGUCAAGCUUUCUUUAUAAUAGGUUUUUAUUGUUAAACACAUUUAAAUCUAAAUGAACGAUGAAUCUAAUCUUAUAUGUGCUUUGCAAAGACUUUUUCAAAAGUUUUUACGGUUCUCAAGAUGUAUACUUUAUAUUGACAAAAGUAUGUUUUUCAUCUGCUUUUUAACUGCUGUUGGUAAAUAAAUUGUUUUUGUAAAACAGAA
Messenger RNA from Poecilia latipinna (sailfin molly), 4647 nucleotides. Its product is annotated as zinc finger and BTB domain-containing protein 14. The coding region runs from base 207 to 1655 and encodes 482 amino acids. The record is from RefSeq and is a predicted model, not a curated record. Gene Ontology annotation, biological process: regulation of transcription by RNA polymerase II. NCBI's taxonomy places the organism in Eukaryota, Metazoa, Chordata, Actinopteri, Cyprinodontiformes, Poeciliidae. Gene Ontology annotation, molecular function: DNA-binding transcription factor activity, RNA polymerase II-specific; RNA polymerase II cis-regulatory region sequence-specific DNA binding. The transcript has 4 exons.